UGGGCGCCAUAUUUGAUACGUUAGAAGCUAGCUGUUAGCAUUAGCUGUUUACAAAUCUUAACUUUCCAUAUUUUCAGGCGUUAAACGUAGAUAGAUCUCUUACAUUGUACCAAAAUGAGUGCUAUAGACCAUGUCCGUGAUAUGGCUGCUGCUGGCCUUCACUCAAAUGUUCGGAUUUUGAGCAGUUUGUUAUUGACGAUGAGCAAUAAUAAUCCAGAGCUGUUCACUCCAGCACAGAAGUACCAGCUGCUGGUUUACCAUGCAGACGCCAUAUUCCAUGACAAAGAAUACAGAAAUGCAGCCUGUAAGUACACUAUGGCCCUGCAGAUGAGAAAAGUCCUCAGCAAAACCUCCAAAGUCAGGACCUCAGCUGGAGGAGCUGCAUCUACCAUACAAGCACAGAGUUUGCCAUCAGAAAUUGAGGUUAAAUACAAGAUCGCUGAAUGCUACACCAUACUGAAACUAGACAAAGAUGCCAUCGCAGUGCUUGAUGGGAUUCCUUCAAGGCAAAGGACACCAAAGAUCAACAUGAUGCUGGCAAACCUGUACAGAAAAGCUGGUCUGGAGCGGUCUGCAGUGACCAGUUACAAAGAGGUGCUCAGACAGUGCCCUCUUGCUCUUGAUGCAAUUAUUGGUCUCCUCUCAUUGUCAGUUAAAGGGGCAGAAGUUGCCUCUAUGACAAUUGAUGUGAUUCAGACCAUCCCAAACCUGGAUUGGCUCUCGGUCUGGAUCAAGGCAUACGCAUUCAUUCAUGUAGGGGACAACCAGAGGGCCAUCAACACCAUAUGCUCUCUGGAGAAGAAGUCUCUGUUGAGAGAUAAUGUGGACUUGUUGGUGAGUUUGGCAGAUGUAUACUUCAGAGCCGGAGACACUAAAAAUGCUAUCCUAAAAUUUGAACAAGCACAAAUGUUGGAUCCGUAUUUAAUUAAAGGUAUGGAUGUAUAUGGGUAUCUUAUGGCUCGUGAAGGACAUUUAGAAGAUGUUGAGGUUUUGGGAGGACGAUUGUUCAACAUUUCAGACCAACAUGCAGAGCCCUGGGUCAUCUCCGGUUGUCACAGUUUCUACAGUAAGCGUUACUCACGUGCACUGUACCUGGGAGCCAAGGCAAUACAACUGAACAGUAACAGUGUGCAAGCACUUCUCCUGAAGGGGGCAGCACUGAGGAACAUGGGUCGAGUGCAGGAGGCCAUCAUUCACUUCAGAGAAGCCAUGCGCCUGGCUCCAUGUCGACUUGACUGCUAUGAAGGCCUGAUUGACUGUUACCUUGCAUCUAAUGGUAUCCGAGAGGCAAUGGGGAUGGCCAAUAACAUUUAUAAGACUCUGGGGGCUAACGCUCAGACGCUGACAAUCCUCGCCACAGUCUGUCUCGAGGACCCAGUGACCCAGGAGAAGGCCAAGACUCUGUUAGACAAAGCCCUGGCCCAGAGACCGGACUAUACCAAGGCUGUGGUCAAGAAGGCUGAGCUUCUCAGUCGAGAGCAGAAAUAUGAAGAGGGAAUAGCUCUUCUGAGAAAUGCAUUGGCCAAUCAGAGCGACUGUGUGCUGCACAGGAUGUUGGGAGAUUUUUUGGUGGCUGUGAAUGACUAUCAAGAGGCAAUGGACCAGUACAGUAUAGCUCUAAGCUUGGACCCAAAUGACCAGAAGUCAUUGGAGGGGAUGCAGAAGAUGGAGAAGGAGGAGAGUCCGACAGACGCCACAGUGGAGCUGGACGGGGACGAUAUGGAAGGCAGUGGUGAGGAGGGCGAGCUGGAGGGCAGUGACAGUGAAGCAGCGCAGUGGGGAGAUCAGGAGCAGUGGUUCGGUAUGCAGUGACCCAGGGCGGGAGAGGGGCUUGGAUGGGUUGGUCAGUAGUGGUAAGAGUAGGUAAAAUAGCUAGUACGGUAAUCUUGCUCUUUGAAAACAGUUGUAACAAAACUAACACUAAUGCUGAAAAAUAAAUGGCGGCUUUAUAAUGUGAUGCUGUGGUGUCCAGGCGUAGUUGGAGCCUAUACCAGAAGUGGGGUCUCACCUGGAAAAAGUUGGACCCUGCCAAAUUUUGCAGUCGGCCAAUUUGUCACAUAUAUUCACCCAAAGAAUGUAAUGUUGCAUAUAUUCAGUGUUACCCUUUUACUGUGACAGGGUGGCAUAGGGAAUCCUAAAUUGCAUUAUUUUAUGCCUCUUUAUCUUGAUGUCAUACUUUUUUCCAGCUCAUUUGUUGUACCAUUUUUUCAAUGAAUGUCCCAAUGCAAAACUUUUUAACAAAAAAAUAGACUACAAUAAAAACAAUUUAUUGUACUAAAAACAUAGAAAAGCAAGCAUCAUUACUGUGAGCGGGCUUGCAUCUCCACCUGAAUGUUACUUAGCCAAGCACCUACUCCUGCUAAUCUCCAUGGAAAUGUUGUUCCUUUGGCCAUGAUAUUCCACAGUAUGGCAUAAAAUUUAUCUCUCUCCAUGGAAAAACAUAUUUGCAUAGGUUAUUGAAUUUGGCUUAAACUCCACAAAAUGACAAAAGUAAAUGUGAAAAAAAAAAAUUGUGUUAAAGUAAUUGCUCUGUUGAUUGUUAUGUUGUUAUAUUUACUCCUGAGUUUAACUUGUAAACAUGCUAAUCUUGUUUUUUCAAACCUGGGGAAGUGUUACCAUUUCAAGAACACAGUUGUUUAUAGUAUUUUGUACAUAUUUUUUAAGAUGUAUAAUAAAAGUGUCUAUCUGUGUUUUUGUCAAGA
Messenger RNA from Boleophthalmus pectinirostris (great blue-spotted mudskipper), 2702 nucleotides. RefSeq names its product anaphase promoting complex subunit 7 (gene anapc7). The transcript is spliced from 11 exons. Bases 115 to 1812 code for a protein of 565 amino acids. Gene Ontology annotation, molecular function: protein binding. Lineage: Eukaryota; Metazoa; Chordata; Actinopteri; Gobiiformes; Gobiidae. The record is from RefSeq and is a predicted model, not a curated record. Gene Ontology annotation, biological process: cell division.